Messenger RNA from Boleophthalmus pectinirostris (great blue-spotted mudskipper), 3302 nucleotides. It is a transcript of the gene ap5b1, whose product is annotated as adaptor related protein complex 5 subunit beta 1. The coding region runs from base 122 to 2941 and encodes 939 amino acids. Gene Ontology annotation, cellular component: AP-type membrane coat adaptor complex; lysosomal membrane. The transcript is spliced from 3 exons. NCBI's taxonomy places the organism in Eukaryota, Metazoa, Chordata, Actinopteri, Gobiiformes, Gobiidae. The record is from RefSeq and is a predicted model, not a curated record. Gene Ontology annotation, biological process: endosomal transport.
UCUUCGGUCGUCUGAAAUGCACGUGACACAACAAGGAAGUCAUCGCAAAAUCGCAAAUCGUUUCGUGGAGUUUUGUGUUUGAAUGGCCUGGAUAUGAGAACGUAAGCAGACAAAAACAGUCAUGACCGAGCAGUGGACCGAGAAGAUUGGCUUUUUUUGCCGUAACCCAGUCCAUUUCUUCUCCGCGACCGGGACUACAGCCGAGACGGUCCUAGCGGAGCUUCUGCGGGAGCUGCGAGAUGACAGAGCCCCCGCUAAUGUCAAGGUUCUCUUAUUGAGCCCUUUCUGCGAGCAGCCUCUGGUGCUUUGUCCUUCACACUCUGUGGGUGAGGAGACAACCCUGGAGCUUAUGUCCGUGUAUUCACAAUGCUCUCCAAAGGCCCUCCCUCUGCGCUGUCACCUGCUAUUGGCCAUCACCUCAGUGGUAGUGUGCACAGACUGUGUCAGCCGCCGCUCCAGUGCCGCCCAGGACUUCCUUGAGUUGCUUUUAAUGAUUGUCCAAGACACCAGUGAGCUCUACGCAGACAGUACGUCCCGAUCACUGAGGGCCACUGCUUGUGACUGCCUGAGGGAGUUGGAGGCCUGCUGCCCUGGUGUUUUGUCUCAGCAUUUGGAGCUCCUCGGAGCACUACGACAAAAAGAAAGCUCCAGACUGCACCAGGCCUACUGUCAGUUGUACAGUCAGGUGAUGAGAAAUGGAGUGUAUCAGCUAGCACAGGACACUGGGACUGGACCAGAUAAUCUGAAAGCCCUUCUAGAAGGUGAUACUUCUGUAGCAUGUGAAGUUACUCAAGACUCAGAUUUGAUGACUAGUAAAGACUUUAGUGCUCUGUCAUCUCUGGUCCUGGGUCCUAUGGGUGCUGUGCCCACCCUUCGUACUGGGCCUGACUGUAAAGAGCUACGCUCAGUUCUGUCUACUCUGCUUGAGGACUCAUACCUGCUCACUCCUCUGGCUCAGGCUGCUCUGCUCCACAAGCUAAUUGAGCUGGUUGCCAUGGUUCCAGGAAUCCCACCAACCAUAUUCAGAGCACAGCUGCUGCGGCUGCUGGGCACCACUGAGGUUUCUCUCCUUCACAUAACUCUUCUGAUGAAGAGUGCCUUCACAGAUAGCCUAUUCAGUGCAGAAGAUGAAGCAUUCCUCCUAAAACGCCUGGUUGUCCUUUCCCAGCAUCCAUUGCUAAGCACAUCUGAAAAACUCUUUUAUAUGGACUGUCUCCUACAUUUUCCAGAGAAUCGUCCCAUUGGCUGUGGGGAUGAGAUGCUACCAGUGCUUUUAACACCACAAUUAGCAACUGCAUUAGUGCCAACAGUGUUCAAUGACAGUGUGACCAUGCUUAUGCGAUUCAAUCUGCUGUCUAUGGUAUAUUUAGAGGACGGGGAGGUAGAAGAUGAGGAAGGGAGGGGUCUGGCCUACUUGUAUGAGCACCUGGUUACUCUGCUUGGAAUUGUGGGAAAUGGGGGCCACCGUGAAAUAGUAACCACUUUUUUUAGAGCCUCCUUUCUUUUUCUCUCAUACUUUGGUCAUGUAGAAAACUACUCAAGCCAGCUGAUUAAACAGCUGUGUGAACUCUACCUCGAUCAUACCCACUUGGCCCCUCAACUCAUCAACUUAGCCAAUGAGACUCAAAACAAGCUGCCAGACUCAAGCUGGACAGUGGCACUACUCCAGGGCUUUCAAAGGGCCAUCAGUAAUGUGCCACUCACGAAGCUAACUGCUCAAGAACUCAACUACCAUCUUAAAAUUAUGGCUCGUGUUGCUGAGGAAAGGGACAUCCCACAAGAUGGCACACUCCACUUCCUGUUUGCUGUUGCCAUAGCAUCAUCGUCGUCCCUACUCGGAAAUUGGCGAUUGGGCAACAGUAUAUUAGCGGUUUGUCGCUGUUUACUAACACACCCAGGCCUAGACACUUGGCUUGUAACUUUAGCUGAUAUCCUCCAGCACAUGGCCACCAGCUAUAGAGACACAGACAUCCGGGACCACAGUCGCUUUUACUAUACACUUCUCACUAACCUAUCCAAAGAGAAGCUAGCUGGGAUGUUAGAAAGGGGCACCGCUACAGAGGGAGAUCAUGUUAAGAAGAGAACACUGUCUUGCAUUGUAGCUGAGAGCGAGGGCCAGGCUAGCAUUUUAACCAUUCAAAGGAUGGAGAAAGAGGUUUUAAAACUUGUAGAACUCAAGUCUGUUGAGCCGCAACAGCUUUCAGAAGAUUACAAGGACGGGCCAUGUGAUUCCAUAGAAGCAGUGGCAGCAUAUAGAGCUCAAUUUGACAGUCCUGACUUUGCAUCAGAAGUUACCAUAAAUUACCAUCUGGAUCACAGUGAGAAAAGUGUCUCUCAGUUUGACCACCUUUACAGUAUUCGUCUACACUUGAGCCUAACAGAUGACCAUUACGAGGAACUAAGAGACAUCAGUGUACCAUGUCUCUUCAGAAAAAAGCCUCCUCCCAUCGUAAAACUGAAGUUAAAGCCAAGGCAGCCAUACCCUACCACUCUUCACGCAAGUACCGUUUUCACCACACAAGAUGGACUCACUUGGUAUUCUGAACUUCCAGACAUACAUAUCUCUUUUCAGCAGACUUUCUGUCUGGUACCUGUACCAUCAGCUUGGGGUCGACUCGAUAAACUUAAGCUGUUCAAUGCUCUGUGGAAGGAGAUCUGCUCAGAAUGUGAGGAUGUGGUGGAAUCUGCUAAGAGUCUAUUUUGCUGUCAGUUAGAAAAAGAAGAAUUGGAAACAUUGGUUGACAAGCAUUUCAAAGCGUACCUUGUGGAGGAUGAUAGUGACCAGGGAGAGCUCAGAGUGUUGGUAUUUUUGCCACCUUUGUCUCACAUGCUGCUGAAGAUCAGACGUGAAGAUGAUGCUGUGAACUUUGAUAUAGCGACAGACAACUGGCAUCUUCUGCCACACAUUAAUUCAUUUUUACAGGAAGUAACAUCACAGUAAGCAUCCCCAGAUGACAGCUAGCAGAUUAUUCUUUUAAUAAGCAUUUUAACAAAAUAUCACAUAUCGUUAAAUGUAGCCUUUUUUGAAGAUUUAAAAAUCUAAAAUUCAAUGGCAUUAAAUGUACAAAGCAGGUAUGAUGAAUACAAAAGGGGAAUUUCAGUAUAGACAGUAUCAAGUCUUAUGUUUCCUUCAGUGCCUGAUUUUUACUUGCAUUUUUAAAUAUAUGUGUGUGUUUUCACAGAUGUUUUUGGUGUUUCAGUGACAGGAAAAGAGUGGUGGAAAGUUGAAACAAAAGAUACAGAGGAUUGCUUAUAGUUUAUUGUACAGAGCUCUAAAUUAAGUAAAGGUGGAUUUGCAGUAA